Molecule: messenger RNA, 885 nt
Organism: Aspergillus candidus
Lineage: Eukaryota; Fungi; Ascomycota; Eurotiomycetes; Eurotiales; Aspergillaceae
Product: putative metallo-beta-lactamase domain protein
Exons: 3
Coding region: 1-885 (294 amino acids)
Biological process (GO): secondary metabolite biosynthetic process
Source: RefSeq, a predicted model, not a curated record
AUGGGCACGCCGCUCGUUCCCCUGCCGGAGGUGGAGAGACUCAGUGCGUCAGUCAUUAGGAUUUUGGCGGGGAAUCCUGGAAAGGUAAAUAUUGCUUCUACGACAGGCACAAACACAUACCUAGUCGGCAGAGGCCGCCAGCGCAUCCUAAUCGACACAGGCGAAGGCAAACCCACCUGGGCCUCUAAUCUGCAAACAGUGCUCGCCCAAGAAAAUGCCACCGUGCACCAGGCACUGCUGACGCACUGGCACGGGGACCAUGUCCAUGGGGUUCCGGAUCUGCUGAAGCUGUGCCCCCAGGCUGCUGUCUACAAACAUGACCCCGAGGAUGGGCAGACGGGGAUUGAGGACGGGCAGAUGUUUGGUGUGGAGGGCGCGACGCUGAGAGCUUGCCAUACGCCGGGACAUACGACCGACCAUAUUAUGUUUCUUUUUGUGGAGGAGGAUGCGCUUUUUACGGGGGAUAACGUCCUCGGCCACGGCACCGCCGUCUUCGAAGACCUCCGCGACUACCUCUCCAGCCUACACCGCAUGCAAAACCGCGUCUCAGGCCGCGGCUACCCCGGCCACGGCCCCGUGAUCCCGCACGCAACCUCCAAAAUCACCGAAUACAUCCAGCACCGCCAGCAGCGGGAGGACGAGAUCCUGCGGGUCCUGCGGUACGGCAAGCUGGACGUCCGGGACGACGAGCCGUCGCCGGAUCGGAAGAAGUCGUGGACGCCGCUAGAGCUCGUGCAGGUGAUUUAUAAGAAUGUGCCGGAGAGUUUGCAUUUGCCUGCGUCGCAUGGGGUGAUUCAGGUGCUGAAUAAGCUGGAGGAGGAGGGGAGGGUGGUGCAUGAUGCGGAGUCGGGGAGGUGGAGGAUAAGUGGGAGGCCUUCUUUAUAA